CCAGCGACAAGCCCGUGGCAGGCAAGAUCAGAUUAUAACUAUUCUAGUGCUCGCGCGACAUGGCAUGUGUAUCGUGCGAAGACUGUAGGAUGCCUCAUUCUCUCGGAAAGGUGAGAAAGAAUAGCGAAACGCACUGUUGGCAAGGAUCGGUAAGGGAUGGCUGAGGAGUCUCCAAAAUCGAAAGCCACGAGAUGUCCUGCAGCUUCACGUAUCAGGCAGAAACAACAAAAAAAGAAAGCAUGUAUCUGCAUGCAGCUGAGCAACCCUUUUGAACUCGCCAUGCACGCCCGGUUUCGUCAUCAGCACCCUUUCGGGACAUGGGAAGACGGAAUAUGGCCGAGCAUGGGGCAGUCGCAAGGCGAACGACAAUAGCUACGACAGCAAGUGUUCGUUGACAUCGCCUUGUCCUUUUCCACGUCUGCCUGAUGCGGGCCGUGCCGGAGGGAGGAGCAAGACGGGUUGAGCAUGGCUCUUUUCCUGUCUCUGAGAAGUCCUAUGCUCGGAAGAGGAGCACAGAGAACUCCGCUCGUGUCGCCAGUGUCCGCUCGCCAUGCUCUCCCAUAUCACUACUGCCUAGCGUAUCUACGGCAGAAUCGCAAAAGCGAUUUUGCCAGCCGGGCGGCCCGGGCGGCGGCCUGCUGCUUGCGCAGUUGCACCACAUUGCAAUAUGUGCGUCGUGGCAUGCCAUGCCCUGCUGGGGACGGAUACCAGAGCAAGAAAGGAUGUUCUCGUCGUUGGAAGCAAAGCUGUCAAGCGAUCACAUAUUCAAAUGUAUCAGAAUGGGCUCGUUCUGUCCACCAAAUGGGAACACGACAGGAGCACAUGUUUGUAAACCACGUGCUAGAUGCAGCCGCUCUGCGUCCUUUUGUUCCGUCGAAACGUCGCAAAUCCACAGGUCGUGAGCGAUCGUGUUUCUAGACAUGUCCGGUACAUUGUCUGUCCUAUCGAGAACGUGAGAAAAUAAUAAGGACAGUGUCACCUUUCAGGUCAAAUCUGACAAGAACGGAACGUGUUCCAUUUUCUGCAAUGAGGCAAAUACAUGACAGUUGAGUGGCGCCCGCACCGAGCAUGCAACUGGGUCACGAUCAGCUAG
Molecule: messenger RNA, 1093 nt
Organism: Microdochium trichocladiopsis
Lineage: Eukaryota; Fungi; Ascomycota; Sordariomycetes; Xylariales; Microdochiaceae
Exons: 3
Coding region: 426-902 (158 amino acids)
Source: RefSeq, a predicted model, not a curated record